Messenger RNA from Sodiomyces alkalinus F11, 1108 nucleotides. RefSeq lists its product as hypothetical. The transcript has a single exon. Bases 122 to 814 code for a protein of 230 amino acids. The record is from RefSeq and is a predicted model, not a curated record. NCBI's taxonomy places the organism in Eukaryota, Fungi, Ascomycota, Sordariomycetes, Glomerellales, Plectosphaerellaceae.
AGCUGUGAUAUCGACGGACGAGAGGAAACCUUAAAAGCUGCUCCCAGGCCCAAGCUUGCUGGUUUCUUCCUUCCUCCCCUUGCAACUCCCAUUCAGCACUGCCCCGUAGAUCUUCGUCCCAAUGUGUUUCAUUGCCACACAAGCUCCUGUCACGGGAAGCGCCCCCCGACCCGAGGACGAGGAGACUCGGCCGAAGUUCAGUGUCCAUAACGACCACACUGCCUUCAGCCACGCCCUCCUGCAUGCUGGUCUUUAUGGAAUCCUGGGUGAUGGUCUUUCUGCAAAAGAUGAAUCCAUCUUUUGGACACGGUACCAGCCCCCACACGUCGUAAAAGAUAACAGAGAUGUGACGGAUCCUAUUCUACUUGAAAUCAUCACCUCGUCCAUCGUGAAUAUAAAGGCCCGUAUCUUCGAGUGUUAUCGGAGAAGGCCCACGUUAUUUCGGGAGGUGGCCGCCGCCGCCUGGCUAGGGGUAGCCGAAGAAGAGGCAGCCAGAUACGAUGGACAGGAGGACGACGCCAUCGAAGAGGACACCGAAUCAUGCAUUCCCAUCAUCGUUCCCCCAGAGUCUAGCUCGAAGAGGAAGAGGACCCGGGGAUCCAUCUACCGCCCGUUGCCGAUAGACGAAUGCGGCUACAGGCGCAGUUCUUUGCCGGUGGACGCCGCCUAUCACGCCGUCGUCGCGCGUAUAAGCGAUAAGCUGAGGGGCACGGCUCUCGCGACGGGAGAACCACAUCUUAUCCCAGAGCCUGGGCCUGAGCCUGGGCCUGGGCCUGGGCCUGAGCCUGAACCAGAGCCCAUGGAACAAGUGUAAGCUUCUCAGAUAUCUCCCCCUCGACAACACUUUGCUCACCACAUGACUCUUACUCUCCCCCGACCCAAAAGCCACUAACACCAAUCCAGCGAGUGCGUGUCCUGCUUGGACAAGCUCCCCGUGACCGGCGUCAUCAAGCUGACCUGCCACUCCUAUUGCCCAGAAUGCUUCCAACGUCUCAUCGCAACAGCCUGCGAACAUGAGCAGUCCUGGCCUGCGACUUGUUGCCUCAACGAGAUCCCCGCCUGCACCAUCCUCAGCAAUCUUCCCCACGACAGCGAACUCUACGACAUC